AUUCCCCCCGCCUUCUCUCUCUCUCUCUCUCUCUCCCUCUCGCCAUAUAUUGCCUACAACCGAGUCACCUGUUCUUCAAUCUCAUUGAAUCCCAAGGAAUCAAAGAAUGGCCAGCGCUAAAAAGACCUUUCUCUCGCUGUUCUUCACCUUAAUUUUAGCUGCAUACGUUAUACAAGGAUCUACAACUCAAGUACUACUUCAUUAUCAUCAAAUGCUCCCUCGCUCCUCCACAUUGAAAAUAGACUUAAAUUUGCAGGGUGGCAGUCGAAGACAGAUGAGUGGGAUUUCAAGGAGAAUGAUGAUUGGUUCCACAGCACCAACCUGCACAUACAAUGAAUGUAGAGGGUGCAAGUACAAGUGCAGGGCUGAGCAAGUUCCUGUGGAGGGAAAUGACCCAAUGAACAGCGCAUAUCAUUACAAAUGUGUUUGCCAUCGGUAAUAUAUAUAUUUCUGAUCACUCUCCAGUGAGUGUUGUUUUGAAUCCGCGCGCCGCAGAGAACUGCAUUCGUUCUUAAGUGUUCAACUGUCAGUACAAACAGUUAAAGUGGGUCUCUGAAUUAGCUGUUGUCGUGUUAGUUUGGAAUACGAAUAACGCAGAGACUCCAGUUCUUUCUGCUUGUUUCGAAUCCAAAUAAUGCAGAAGUUUCUUCCUUCCAGCUGCUUCCUUCUUCCAUUUUAUUUUAUUUAUUUUAUAUUAUUAUGUUUUCUCAAGUGCAAUGAGCUGCAGAGUUCUAGUCAAGGGGUCUGUAAUUCAGUAAAAUCAUCAGAAAAUGAAGCCGCAGACUGAAAAGGAUCUCAAAUA
This is a messenger RNA of Malania oleifera, 802 nucleotides long. RefSeq names its product EPIDERMAL PATTERNING FACTOR-like protein 9. Gene Ontology annotation, biological process: positive regulation of stomatal complex development. The record is from RefSeq and is a predicted model, not a curated record. NCBI's taxonomy places the organism in Eukaryota, Viridiplantae, Streptophyta, Magnoliopsida, Santalales, Ximeniaceae. The coding region runs from base 107 to 439 and encodes 110 amino acids. The transcript is spliced from 3 exons.